This is a messenger RNA of Ambispora leptoticha, 1479 nucleotides long. NCBI's taxonomy places the organism in Eukaryota, Fungi, Glomeromycota, Glomeromycetes, Archaeosporales, Ambisporaceae. The record is from the annotation of a GenBank genome assembly.
AUGUAUUCAACUGAUAUAUCAGACUGCACAAAAAACUUUGACCACAACAACAACGGUCAGCAACAAUUUAAAGAGAUUUUACCAAAUCAACCCAAAGAAGCCGAGUAUAAGAAUGCGGAAAAGGGUCCUCAGCAGAAGGCCGCGGAUAUAACAUCCACACAAAAACCUAAAAUCUUGCCAAAUUUGGCGUCCGUGCCUGAGCUUAACGGGCAAUCUAACGGGAAGCUUCAUAGCUCUGGGGUAUCGGGCGUGCAUAAUGUACCGUUGCCUACUAACGAGGAACUUGAGAGCCAAAAUGUAGUGGGACAUUUCGAAUUAGUUGGGCUUCGUGUAUUGAUGGUCCAUAAAAAUGGACAAAUCAUAUACAAAUUACCUGGAAAUAUGUCAGUACAGUCUCUUCCGGUAGAAACAAGGGAGUUACUCAUGGAGAAGAUCAAAGAAAUACAUAGGACCUAUUUGGAAACACCAGCUCUCACUAGCACAAACAAAGAAUCAACAGUGAACGCGUCAAACCUUACAGUUCCCGCAGCAGAUACGCCACAAUCUCAGUCAUCAAGACCACAAAGUUCAUUAAAUGCACCCGCUACUAAUCAAAUCGGCCACAAUAGAAUGAUUGCCUCCCAAUCCUUACAAACACAACAACCAUAUCAAUCAUUAAGACAUAAUAAUAAUAGUAGUAGUUCAUUAACUACACCUACCACGAAUCACAUUUCACACAAUCGAAUGAUUGUACCACAGCAAAAUAAUGUCGAUUUAGAAACCAACAAAUAUUCCACAAAAUCAUAUUUAUCAUCAUCAGCAUCUUCAUUUCCGACAGCACAAUCCCCUAUGAAGUCAUUAUCCUCAAAAACUCUUCCUUCCUCAUUAUAUUCAACUACUGGCAUAUCUUCCACCCCCACCCCCACAAAUAAUGAGACUUCGACAAAACCGACGCGAAAAUAUAAUAAAACAGGACGAUACUCUAAAAAAAGACCUCAUCAGAGAACAAUAGCACAACCAGCGGUGCACAUGACUGAUUCUGCGCAAUCGCAGGUACAAUACAGCUUUGCACAGAGAUUGGCCGAGGAUCAUCGAGCUGUUUUGUAUCCCGAUUAUAAAACACCAUUCUCAUCAUUUGGAGAUGUGCUGAAUCGACUCUUACCGUAUCAUAUAUAUCAAUAUGCCGAUGAAGAGCUUGACUCGAAUAAAAAUACAUCAACAGAGGAAGAAGAUGUUAGGUUUGCUUUCCGCUCCCUAAAGAGACGAAAAGUUAUAUAUGACAAAUUUCAUGAUAUUCUUCGAAAAGAAGCAGAGCGCUUAGCCCAAAUCACGCCAUACAACCAGCUCGCCAAUGUCUCCAUAAUGUGGGCAUAUAUUAUCUUGAUGGAAGAGGUAGUUCGUGAGACUUUCCGUCAGAUCAUUUCUCAUGUACUUUUAUGCCUCCAAUCCUCAAUUCCCGAGGGAAACGGGUGGGCUCCAAUAUGGUCACCUAUUGGGUAA